Messenger RNA from Stomoxys calcitrans (stable fly), 4007 nucleotides. RefSeq lists its product as uncharacterized. The record is from RefSeq and is a predicted model, not a curated record. The transcript is spliced from 18 exons. Gene Ontology annotation, biological process: transmembrane transport. Gene Ontology annotation, cellular component: membrane. NCBI's taxonomy places the organism in Eukaryota, Metazoa, Arthropoda, Insecta, Diptera, Muscidae. Gene Ontology annotation, molecular function: transmembrane transporter activity. Bases 88 to 3489 code for a protein of 1133 amino acids.
GGAUGUCAGUUAUAGAAAUAUCAUUGGAACACUAGCGUGAAACCGCUGACCGCAAGGCGCGAGCUACUUACCGCAAGCAAUCCAGAAAUGGAUAACCACAGUGACGAAGAGGUAAUCACAACGGAUCGCACUACAUUGAUAGCAAAGGAGAAACGAAGAUCCACUAAUAACUGUGACAGUAUAGGAGAUAGACCUUCUCGGGUUGGGCAGCAGCAUUCGACAUGUAAUGAAAGUUCCAUAUCAUUUAUGGCCGGUUUGACAAUGUUGCAGAGGGCUCGCUAUUGUUUGGUGGAACCGGCGGUGCUGAUUCUAGUAUUCGCCUACAAUCUAUCGGCCACUGUUUGGAAGAACCAAAUCAUUUACCAGACGUGUAUCACAAUCUUUGAGCACAAUGUUACGGAUUGUCGCAAAUUGUCAACGAAAAACGCCAGUGAUCACAUUAAGCAAAUAGAGACAGAGGUCCAAGAAUAUACAGUUGUGUUUUUUAUGACAAACUCUCUGGUACAGAGCAUUGUUCCUGCAUUAUGUGGUACAUUUAUUGGAGCCUGGUCUGAUCGUUUUGGCCGGAAACCUUUGCUGAUAGCAUCAUUUACAGGUUACUUUUUGUUCUACACUUUUACCUGCUUAAUAAGCCAUUUAUCGGAGAAUUAUGAUGUUAACCCAUGGUUUUAUUUGCUUCCCACUGUACCGCUAUCACUAUUGGGAGAUGGUGUGACCUAUUCGGUAGCCACUUUUUGUUAUAUAUCUGAUAUUUCUACUCCUAGUGAAAGACCUUAUAGAAUGACUCUAUAUGAAGCUGUCAUUUAUACAGGUCUUAUGGUGGGCUCCUUUUCCUCUGGCUACAUCUACAAUGCCUAUGAAUCCUCCACACUGAUAUUCUUUAUAUCAUCCAUAAGUAUUUUGUGGGCCACAUUAAUAGUAAUCUUCUUGGUGCCGGAAAGUUUAAAUGCACGUCGAACUGCCAAUGAGCCGAGGGAAGAUGAUCAAGGAUCAACAGCCAACACAACCACAGCGGUGUCGACAGAACCUAAUCAAAAUCAGGAGGAGGCAUUGGAAGAGACUCAGCAACAGCAAACUGCAACAAAUCGUUACAAAAGUUUAUUGGACAUUAAUCACCUCAAGUCAAUGUAUGAAACGUGUUUCAGGCAACGCGAAUAUGAAACACGUUCGGUUAUCUUGUUGAUUGUGGGCUGUUUGUUGACGUGUGCCUUUGUGGUGGAGGGAUCGAUGACCGUUUUUUAUUUAUUUGUGCGAGAGAAAUUCCAAUGGACUGUUAAAGAUUUUACUACCUAUGAGACAGUGAGCAUAUUGGUACCCAUUCUGGGUAAUAUCUUGGGUGUAUGGCUAUUAAGAAAGGUAUUCAAAAUGCAACUUUUAACGGUGGCCAUUUAUGCUUUGCUCUCACAAACCACCAGCAGCUUGAUGAAGGCUUUCGCUGCCACUAAUUGGCAAUUAUAUUUGGCCAUUGGUCUGGGUGUAUUCAAGUCCAUAGUUAAUCCCAUGCUAAGAACUGUUUUGACAAAUCUUCUGCCAGCAAAUGAAUUGGGUAAACUCUUCUCAUUCACAAGUGCCAUACAAGCCUUUAUACCCUUUGUGGCAUCGCCUUUGUACACCAUCAUCUAUCGAUCAACAUUGACAACAUUUCCAGGUUUUUUCAAUGUUGUCAAUGCGAAUCUUUUCAUACUGGCCAUAGCUCUGAUAUUAGUAAUUUUACGCAAAAAACAAAAACAAUGUUCAAUUGAAACGAAAAAUAACAACAAACAACAAUCAAUAAUCAAAUUAAAAAUAAUGGUGGAAUCAGCUGUUACAUCGACUCUGUCGCGGCUUAAGCAGUUAGAGUGGCAGCAAUUUUUUCAUAUGUUUCACAUAGAGCCCAUUGUUUUUGUUCUGGUCUUUGCCCACAGCUUAUCAGGUACUGUCAUGCGAAAUGAAAUCAUAUAUCAGGCGUGCACUUCAGUCUUUCAAUACAACGAUACUGAUUGUCUGCAAUUGAAUUCGAAACAUGUCAGCGGUUACCUGCAGGAAAUCGAAACAGAAGUCCAGCCAUAUGUGGCAAAUUUGUUCAUGGUUCGUACUUUGUUGGAGAGCAUAGUGCCUGCCUUCUGUGGUGUUUUUGUUGGUUCAUGGUCGGAUCAUUAUGGCCGUAAACCAUUGUUGGUAAUAUCGAUGAUCGGAUUUUCCUGCACCUACAUCAUAGCAGCCAUCAUUCGCCAUAUAUCGCUGUAUUAUAUAGUAAAUCCUUGGUACUAUAUCUUGGCGGUGGUGCCGCAUUCCAUAUUGGGUGGUAAUUGCGUUUUCACGGUGGCAGCAUUUUGUUUCAUAUCCGAUGUAACCGAUAUCAAGAUCAGACCUUACAGAAUGAUCUCACUGGAAGCAUUUCUCUCCAUUGGUCUUAUGAUGGGCGCACUUUUGUCCAGUUAUAUUUAUGAGGCUACAAAUGCCACCUUCAUAUUCUUUGUUUCGGGUAUAUUAAUGUGUCUCACCACCGUCUACAUUGCCCUCUAUGUGCCGGAAAGUUUGAACCGAGAAGCCUUAACCAAGGACGCCAAAUCUGAGAAGGCCAAUGAGAUUAAAGUCAAAUGUAAUGAAAUACCCAUGAAUUGCAGCAUAAUAACUGAUAAUCUGGGAAAAUCUGAGACAAAAUUAGAAGACUCAAUAAAACAUCGCAAAAUCGAGGAUAAUUUCCAUGAUGUGGAUUUGAAUGAAGUGGAUAAUAAUAACAAAAAUUUGGAGAAUGGCAAUGUCGAUGCCAUUAAAAAUAAAGCGAAUGAGGAGAAAAAGCAACAACAGCAACAAGAGGAUGCCGAAAAAGCCCAGACAUCUGGUCUCUUUAGCUACAUUCAUGUCAAGGAAAUGUGGACCACAUGUUUUAUGGAGAGGCCUUUCUAUGAUCGUAGCAUCAUAUUGCUGGUAACUGGGGCCAUGUUUUUGUCUGUGUUUGUUUUGGAUGGCACCAUGACGGUCUUCUAUUUGUUCGUCCGCGAAAAGUUCCAAUGGACAGUGAGGGACUUUACGCAUUAUGAGACCAUAAGUCAUGUGACCUCCAUGUUUGGAGCCCUGGUGGGAUUCUUGAUCUUGAGAAAGAUAUUUCGCAUGUCGGUGGUCACCUUGACGCUGUUGGCCUUUCUAAGUGACAUUUUCCGUUGUAUCAUACAGGGCAUGGCAUAUGCCCCUUGGCAUUUGUAUUUGGCUGUGGCAGCCGGUUCUUUGAGGGCAGUUGGUGGUCCAAUGUGUCGUACGAUUGUUUCAAAUAUUGUACCUUCAACGGAUUUAGGUAAAAUAUUUUCAAUUAAAAAUAUUCUUACAUCGCUGGCACCAUUUGCGGCAGCUCCUUUAUAUACUGUGAUCUAUAAGGCCUCACUGACUUCAUUCCCCGGCCUAUUCAAUAUAGUCAGUGCUCUAUUCCAUUUUAUAGCUUUUAUAUUUAUAUUGUGUGUUUUCCGCUUUAAAGUUACAUACAAAGAACACUAUGGAAAAAUGUUAAAAUAAGUUAUUUUAAUACAUCAUACCUGUAGUUAUUUUACUGUAUUUACUUAACUAAAUGUCCAAAAUUAUUUAUUGUGCAUUGUUUUAUGAAUUUGUUACCGUACAGCGUCAUGUGUUAUUAAAUAUGGCAAAUAAUUAAAAUAAAUUAGUAAAAAUGUAUGAAAUUGACAAAAACAAAACGAACCAACUUUCGAAUGUAAAAUUUCAUUGUUUUUUAAUCGACUUUUCAUAGGAAAUUAUUAAUUAAAGGUGUAACAGUAUAUUAAAAAAAUAUAUUUAAACAUUAACAAAAACAAGAGUAAUAUAUCAACUUUGUGAAUCCCCAAAAAUAAAAGCGUCCUUAAAUAUUUUCUUUUGAAAAGUAAAGAUUGAAUCUUACAAUAAGCAUAAAAUAUAAGAAAUAAUCGUUUUAUUUGCCGACUCGAAGCAAUAGUCAAAGAAAAAAUUGAUCUUAUGGAGCAAAAGUGUAUGGAUUCUGAAAUUUAGUUACUUCUACACAUUUUUUGGUAUUAGAAUCAAUA